CUCCAGGUUUCUGUUCCAAGAUUUGACAAGACUCCCUGGUUUAGCAAGGCCAGCCUCACGAACAAGCCAUUAAUACUCAGCCUCCCCAAAAGAUAUCCUCAAUCCUCUGCCACUUUUUUGGGUUCAUCCAAGAAGGAUAAGAAUUUGCCAAUUUUGUUCCAAGUGCCAGAUAUCGUAUCGAAGGUUGGGGGGAACCAGAGCGAUCCCAUGCUGAUCAGAAAGAAGCAGAUGUGCUCUACGUGUCGAGAAAUGAAAGUGGUACAACCAAGAACUAUGGUAAUCCCAGACGAUCUGAAACUAUCCUUUGCAAAUAUUGUGAGUCAUAGAAUGAUGAGCCUUCAUCCACCAAAAGCCCAGACUGUACCCAGACCUUCUUGUGGUGACAUCCCAACAGAGAACAUUCAAUACAGACUGCCCAUCCUGGGCCCCAGGACAGCUGUCUUCCACGGACUGCUGUCAGAUGCCUACCAAUCUCUGCAGGAGACACAGCUCUCACCCCUGCCCAGAAAGGAGCCAGUCGGCAAGACCGUGAGGCAGUGAGUGGCCGGAGUUUAUCACCUCUAGACUCUCAGGGAGAAAGCAACCUAACCAAGCCAGUUUCUGACACUGAUGCCCUCUCAUAACUUCCUCUUAAGCACAAAAAAGAUGACUCAAUUUUGCCUUCCUAACUGUUGCUAGAAUUCUAGCUCUUGCUGUUACCUUAUUACUCAUUUCUCCUAAAGACAAAAUGGUUUAAUAUACAUGAUUAUAAAGAUGAGUUGACUAAAA
Molecule: messenger RNA, 768 nt
Organism: Sus scrofa (pig)
Lineage: Eukaryota; Metazoa; Chordata; Mammalia; Artiodactyla; Suidae
Gene: C9H1orf105
Product: chromosome 9 C1orf105 homolog
Source: RefSeq, a predicted model, not a curated record